AUGUUUUUAACAUGUGAAGUAUGUGGUGAGCAGAUGAAUCAGAUAGAUGAUUUAUUAGUUUGUGAGAAUGGACAUACUAUAACAAGCACUUUAAUAGUUAAUGAUCACACACAGAAAUCACUUGGAAAGAAGCAAGUAGUUAAAAAAGUAAAAGCUAAAAAAGUUCUAACUGUUAGAAAUAAAGAUAAAACACCUGAACAACUUGAAAAAGAAAAGAACAUUCGUUAUAAAACAAGUUUAAUGCUCAUUAACGAUAUUUUUGAUGAAUUAAUCAAAAAGAAGGUUAUUAAAUCAAAAAUAAUCUUUAAAUAUUUUACUGGUUUUUUUGAAAAUGCAAGUCCGCCAAUUUUUAUGAAUGUUAGUGAGAUUAGAAAAACUUCUUUAAAUGACGAUUUUUAUUUGCGUUCUAAAAAAUUUAGUAAUUGUGAUACUCUAAACAUUCCUACAUUUUUUGGUAUCUCUGAUUUAUACACAAUCUUGUAUUUACAAAUGAGACAUGAACGAGAGAAAGAAGGUAGAGUUCUUUUAUUUACAGAGUUUUUUACUUUUAUCAAUUCAUUGUUAUUUUUAGACGUUUUUAAAAAAUUUACUAAAAAACACAGGUUAAAAUCAGGAAAUCAAAUAAUCAAUUGGGGAAUAGAAAAGUUUAAGGCGAUAGUUAUUAUUGAAGAGAAAUUAAAAUUUUAUGGUAAUUAUGAUAAUAGUAAACCUUAUUAUGAUUGUUCAUAUAUAAAGGCUGAAUCAGGUGUAAUUAGUAUAAAAAUACAACGUAUAAAAUUUUUAAUAAGAUCAACCAUUAACUAUUCAACUGAGAUGGCAAAAACAUAUGUUGAUUGUUUUAUUAAAGAAUUUAAUAUUGAAGAGGUGGUUGAAAAAAAACAACUUUAUUUUUAUUUAUACAAAUUGGUUUAUACAAGGGAUAGCAAUUUGAUUUUUGUUCCUGAAAUUGAGUAUCUAGUGUUUAUUUAUUUAUAUUUACAUUCAUUUCAUAGGGAGCAUAUUGAAAGAGUUAAAGGUAAUUUUGAAAGUUUGUAUAAAAUCAAUGAUUUUAAUGAGUUUGUGAGUAAGAGAAUUGGUCUUUAUAAUGCCACAACAGAUCCACAAGAGUAUAUUAAUUUUAUAAACAAGGCACUGAUUUGA
Messenger RNA from Hepatospora eriocheir, 1140 nucleotides. The record is from the annotation of a GenBank genome assembly. NCBI's taxonomy places the organism in Eukaryota, Fungi, Microsporidia, Hepatosporidae.